Ustilago hordei is the source of this 3666-nucleotide messenger RNA. RefSeq lists its product as uncharacterized. The record is from RefSeq and is a predicted model, not a curated record. Bases 1 to 3666 code for a protein of 1221 amino acids. Gene Ontology annotation, biological process: negative regulation of glycogen biosynthetic process; protein phosphorylation; intracellular signal transduction. Gene Ontology annotation, cellular component: nucleus; cytosol; cytoplasm. Lineage: Eukaryota; Fungi; Basidiomycota; Ustilaginomycetes; Ustilaginales; Ustilaginaceae. The transcript has a single exon. Gene Ontology annotation, molecular function: ATP binding; protein serine/threonine kinase activity.
AUGCCUCUAGAACAGAUUCGAUCCGUCGCAGCGCUCAACUCAUCCGAGUCGCUGCGGCGCGCCAGCUACUUCGACUACACCCCGUCUUCUUCUUCCUCGUCUGCAACCGUCAAUUCUCCAUACUAUCGUGACGAUCCCGGCAGUGACGAUGAAAGGGACCCUGCCGAAGGAGAGGGUGAGGACCAGUACUCCGAUCGCACCAAAACUUACUCGACACCCUCUCUCAGGUGCGAGUCAAUGAGUCUGGCCAAGCUUGGAGGCGUGGGAGGUGUUACCCGCUCAGGUAGCUGGGGUCGCAGCUCGCUACCGGAGACGUCUCUUUCCUCAGGGCAUUCCGGUGACGACAGCCGACCUUACCAUUCCAAGCCACAUCGAUCUUCGCUAGCUCAUUAUCAGGAAGAUUCCGAAGAGGAAGACUCAGAUCGUAUAGCAAGCGCCGACAGUGAGCAAUCUUCAGCUUUGCCAACCUCAUCCGCUACCACCAAUGUGCCAGAUCGACGCAGUUCUGAGCCCGAUCACGUCUCAGCCGACAGAGCAUCAAAAUACGAUCCGCCACUUUCAGCUUCUGCGGAUCAAUCUCACUCUUCGGCAGCUCCCACUUCCUCCCGCACAUCGACAGCUUCUUCUGCUGCUGCAUUCUCUCUCCGCUCUCUCUCAAAUCGCACAUCGACAGGAAGUGUUUCCAGCCUGGCAUCCUCGGUCGUAUCUCGUAGCGAGCUCGAUCGACUUACUCCCGCUCCUCCGACUGAGUCGCCAGUAUCGCUCGACACCACGCUCGCCAACAAGCUCCACUCCGACUUGACACUCACAUGUUCCUCUUCAACGACAUCUGCAACGGCUCCAUCCAGCCCAAAGCCAACGCACGCGACAACAGAAGCUGAACGCAACGUUGCUGACGGACAACAGAGCGACGAUGGUACGGAUGGGCAGAACGGGGAUACCACAGAAUCAACUCCAACGCCCGAUGAUACUGCCAUGGUAGAAGAACAGCUUUCCCAGGAGCUCGAGACACCACCGGCUGUUCUCACAUCGCCAGCACCCACCCGCAAGGCCGAAGAGCAGCUUCUGCCUGCCGCACAACUAUUGUCUUUGCCGCCAGCAGAGCAGCGUCAGCUCCUUGGAUCUCCAACAGCUGAGAACAGUAUGCAGCCCAGCGCAGAAGAGCUGCUCUCUUCCUCUGCCACCAACGUCUUCUUGCCGCUCGUUCCGCGUCGUCAUUCCGGUAUGAUCAUGUUACGUUCCCGCUCGCAAUUGGCCUUGCAUCCUGGUUUGACCAUGACGUUCACAAGUGCAGACGGAGGUCGAGCUGCUGCUCGUGAACGAGCGCGAAAGCAGACCGGCUGGGAGAAUGCACCUUUCAGCGUUCUCGAGGCGCAAAGGCAUGCACCUAGCUUCGCCUAUUCACAACCUGCCUCACCAGGCACGACGACUCCUACUUGGGACCCUUCAUCCGCGUCUCUCUCGCUGCAACCUGCCUCUUCAGUAACAGAGCUAGCAGGCACUCGAUCGCCAAAGCUUUCGUCGCAGCCUUUGGAGCAACCUGCAUCUUCGCCACAAUCUCCAUCGUCCCUUCAUCCUCUCGCCAAGCCAGCAAACGUUGCCGGAUCUCAAAGAUCGCAAGCUCUGUUGCGGCAAAAAUCCGAACGUACCCUGUCUCGUGCAGCGUUGGCUAGGCUCGACACUGUUUUGAGCUACCAAGGCCUUGAAGCUUCCGAACCCGUUUUGCCAGCAUCCGCCAAUGCCGCUACGACCUCGAUGCCACAGGGCAGCAGGAUGCCUCCUGUAAGAUCGCCGUCCGGCUCUGUCAUCCUCGGUUCUGCCAGUUUGCUUCGCACACCAACGACCGAGGAAUGGUCGCGCUACCUGGAAAGCCAGGGCGUUGGAUUGGCAGGGCGCAGAAGCCGAAGCGGCACCAACUUCAGCUCCAGCUCGUCGGUGCAGCGAGGAAGCCGUCUGGCAUUGUCAGGCUCGCAAUCGGCGUCGAGAGUCAAUCUCGAAGCCGGCGCAGUUGACUACGGCGACGACAGUGAUAUGGACAGUGAUGAUUCGGACGACCAUGGCCUAGGCGUUGAGGUGAUGGAGAAGCUCAAACAGCUGGGUCUCAGCCGUGCAGCCAGCAGAGCAGGCUCCGUACUCGGCGACGAGUUGGGCAGCUUGCACGAGGAGGACGAAGACAACCUUUCGCCCGUGUCACCCCAGGUGGGCAAAAUCUUGCCUCAAACGGAUUUGACUCCUCUUACCCCACUGGCCUCGGACAACAAGGCACUCCCCAAGACGCAGGGUAGCCCCCUGACAGUGAUGAACGAUAGCUCUGGAACGCCUCAGCCAAUGCUGGAUCGAGGGACAACGCUUCGCCUUCCACGCAGCAAGAGACCAACCGUCUCCGGAGACGUUCAAGGUGCAGCGCAACUCUACCCGCAGGAUUACAAUGGCGAGAAGAGCAUCGCUGACUUUGAGAUUGUCUCGGACGUCGGACGGGGAGCGUAUGGCUUGGUGAAGAAGGCAAGAAAGAAGGGUCUUGAUGGCUCUCCUCAGGGAGACGAGGUAGUCAUCAAGUACAUCAUCAAGAGCCGCAUCCUUGCCGACUGCUGGCGUCGGCACCGUGUCCUCGGUCCCAUCCCUGUCGAGAUCCAUGUCAUGGACCAGCUCAGACGCAUCGCAUACGUCCCGCCCGUCAAGCCGCGACCCUGGGCACCUAAGCGACCCAAGACUCUUGAAGAGUAUCGCGCUCGCAAACGGCUCGAGGCGGAACGAGGGGAAGCAUUGGGCAAAACGGGCUCUUCGGCACCCACAGCGACAGCAACAUCCCAUCCCAACAUCUGCAGGAUGCUUGACUUCUUCGAAGACUACGAAUUCUACUACUUGGUAAUGCCCUGUUUCGGCCGCGGCCAAGAUCUCUUUGACCAUGUCGAGAGCGCGCCUGAUGGUCUCGCUGCAUCACAGUGUCGAAGCAUCUUUGGCCAGGUUGCGGAUGCGCUCUGGUUCUUGCACGCCAACAACAUUGUCCACCGUGACAUCAAGGACGAGAACAUCAUCUUGGAUGGAGAGGGCAAUGCACAGUUUAUCGACUUCGGAAGUGCAGCACAUGUGCGGCCUGGAAAGCUGUUCGACACGUUCAGCGGCACCCUCGACUACGCAGCUGCCGAGAUCUUGCAGGGAGAGAAGUAUGCAGGUCAGGCACAGGAUGUCUGGGCGCUUGGUGUCGUUGGCUUUGUGCUGCUCUGCGGAGAAUGUCCAUUCUGGAAUGGUGAAGAGGCGGUGCAAGGGCUGGAGGAGGGCACGAGAGCAGCACAAACCUUGAAAGAACGCUGCAUGAUUGCUCGUGGUGGACCUUCUGAUCCAGAUGCAGAUCUCGCUGACGAGGACUUGGAGAUGGCACCGCUCGACCCGGCAUGGUCGCCUUGCAAGGACAAGGAAGGAGUUGAGCCUGACGGCGGAGGACGAGUUGACGACUUUGUUGAUCUUAUCACACGCUGCCUUGAGCUCAACCCUGAGUCGAGACCAUCGGCUGAGCAGAUUUGUCAGCACCGCUUCUUGGCUGGCUAUGCUGGCUGGACAGGUCGAUGUGGUUGGCAACGGCUUAAAGCACCUCUGGUGCCGUCUUGCACCAAUAAUAGCGAAGCGAAAGCAAGCGCGUCUGGAGCGUCCACCACUGCUUCGGGUUAA